CCAAGUUUUUCGUUAAUCUUCGCGGUUAUGUCUUAUAAAUUAUAUUCACGAUACAAAUACAGAAACACUAAAACAAUGUAAAAUAAAUUCUGAAUCAGAAUUUCGAAAAUAAAAACAUAAUUUUUAGAUUAAAAAAUUUAGAGAACAAAAAUUUAAUUUAGAAUUCGGCCCCAUCAUUCGGAAUCAGACACUUCACGGUCCGAUGAUUGAUUUAAAACAGAAAAUAUGAAGCCUCAAGGAAAUCGUCAUAAAAGCUUUCCCUCUUGGUGUGUACCAAGAAAAACUAAAGCAGUCAGCUCAACGGGAGAAAUCUUUAUAGACCUUACUUCAGCUUCGAAUGUGAAAAAGAAAAAAUCCAGAAAUCAUACCGAUUCAGAUCUGACCAGCAUUUUACGUUUGAGUUUGACAAACUUUGGAAUCAACAGAAGUAACACAAACUCUAAAUCUAUAUCAAGGCAAGAAUGGAUGGAACGAAUUAAUGAAAUAGCUGAACCUCGGAUUCGAGAACCAAAUCCAAGUAAUGUAAUUGGAAAAGUAACAGAAAAUGCCUUAAAAGCUAUAGCGUCUAAACGAAUACAAAAAUUGGCUAAAAGAAAACGUUUGAAAUUAAUAGAUGCCUAAAAGAAAGAUCGCGAUCCGUAUAAAGUGAGCCCUCAAGCACUAAAAGCAAUUUGUUCGGAAAGAACUAAAUCUUUUGCUACACCAAGAAUUUUCCAACUUCACUCUCACAAUUGCAAUAUUGAGAAAGUAAAUUCCCAAUAAAAGUCGAGGGCGAAAAAGGGAACUGCGAGAGAGAAGCAAUAAAAUAAAAGAAUUUUAUGAAACUAUAAAGUCGUUUAGGCUUACUUUAUUUAGAAAAUAUUUUGGACGGUAUGUGGUGAUACAUCAAUAAACAAAGUACGACAUAAAUAUUACAUAUUUCGACAAAUUAAAAAUGGACGGAUAUCGUUUUUGCAUUCAGAUCUAAAAUUAAAUACUAUAUCAUUGUUCGUUAAAAUCUAUACGCAUUUUUACAAUUAAAACUAUUAUUUGUUUUAGAAGGCACUAUAUGUUUAUAGUGUAAGUGUAUACCUACAAACUAUGGAGUUUUUUGUGACUUUCAGUCACUUGUACUUUAAAAAUGUAUAAAAUAUAUACAAUGCAACACAUGUAUUAUAAAAACUUUCUAAAAGCCUUAAAAUAUGUAAAUAAAACUUUACUUAUAUAAUUCUCAAAAUUUAGAAC
Messenger RNA from Belonocnema kinseyi, 1224 nucleotides. RefSeq lists its product as uncharacterized. Bases 226 to 621 code for a protein of 131 amino acids. Lineage: Eukaryota; Metazoa; Arthropoda; Insecta; Hymenoptera; Cynipidae. The record is from RefSeq and is a predicted model, not a curated record. The transcript has 4 exons.